Messenger RNA from Suillus clintonianus, 761 nucleotides. RefSeq lists its product as uncharacterized. The coding region runs from base 1 to 597 and encodes 198 amino acids. The transcript has 6 exons. The record is from RefSeq and is a predicted model, not a curated record. Lineage: Eukaryota; Fungi; Basidiomycota; Agaricomycetes; Boletales; Suillaceae.
AUGGCCUUGCACUAUUUUCCAGAGGCUUUCACGUUCAAUGGGACUCCCGGUGAAAGAUCACUGCGUGACAGAGAACAAGUGCUCCCAGAAUCCCUUUGUUACACAUCCUCCAUAACGAGAGUACUCUGUUUUGUUGCAAUAGGCCGCCCCGAUCUUGAAGACCAUUGGGAGUCACUGCAAUCCGAUGAAGCAUUCGAGAAGGCGAGCCUGCUUCUCACGACAAGUGGUAUUUUCGUAACCACUGGCUCUCCCGUGUCAUAUCUUGAAUAUAAUUCACCUGCAACCUAUUUCCUGCUCUUUAUGUCACUCAUGAUGGCAAUGAUUGCGAUGCUCACAUCUGGCUUGAACAUGAUCCGCUGGCUACAAGCCGAUCGGCAGUGGACUCGAGAACAACUCAUGCCGGGCGGCUACUUCCUCCUGUCCUACCUGUUAUCGAUCGUUAUGCCCAUACUAUUUGUUGGCUUGUCCUUGAAUUGCUUCAUAUUUGCGAUGUUGGUAGCAGGCUUCUACUCCCAGAACACGUACAACCGCAGCUCGGCUACGGCCCGCUCCGGCUUGGCGUUCAUUGGUUUGCAAGUAUUUUGGCUAUCCAAGUGAGCCAGGCUACUUAUGUAUAGUUUGGUCUGGUUCGUUAGCCGUUUGGAGUCCCGCGAACCAACUGUGAGCCAAAAAUAAUCAACAGCGGCUCGAGCUGGCUUGAGGCCAGCUCAAGCUGAUUUAUAAAUACGAAAUCACGUCUCUGUUGAAGUCUCAUUCCCGGU